This is a messenger RNA of Symbiodinium sp. CCMP2456, 789 nucleotides long. Lineage: Eukaryota; Dinophyceae; Suessiales; Symbiodiniaceae. The record is from the annotation of a GenBank genome assembly.
AUGGCGAGGAAUGCCGUUCGAAGGAUUUCUUUUGUGGACCUCCCAGAGAAUGUCAUUCUGAAAAUUCAGGUUGCUGCAGGCGACCCUUCUGCGGUGUACGGUGUCGAGGCUCUGGCAUGCUCCGCGACGAGAACGACCGAAGCCGCCUGGGGAGGGGUAUUGGAAGCCUUCUUCCCUUCGUUGUUCCUCAGGCUUUGCGCAGAGGACUUCGCCGGAAGCUACAAGCAGGUCUUCACCCGCCGUGCGCGGAGAGCCGAGGAAUGGCGGCGCCGGAAGCAGAAACCGCGCUCCGACAGCUUCGAGGAGGUCAAACUAGCUCCUGUUCCGACGCCUACCAAGCAGAAGCCGCACAACAAGUUGCUAUACGCGGACAAUCGCCAGGGACAUUUGGCCGACAGCACGCUUGGACUUAAGGUUUGCGGCCGUUGUGGGGAGAAAUACACUGCAUCGGCGAAUCGAACCAGUAUGAGCUGUCAUUACCACGAAGGGACGCUUGUUCCUUUCGGGCCGGAGGCGAGUGCAUUGACCCGGAGCGAGCGACAGCAGAUCGCAAAGUGUGGCAAGUUCGCGCUUCGCAAGUGUGGCGGAGUUGCAGGCCGCAAGUCUCGGCAAGGGGGCCGAGGCCACUGGACGAAAGGCUUGGGUCUCCCAGCAGUCGUCGCAGGCAAGGUUAUGGUGUGGGAGGAUGUUUGUGUUGGUCCUGGUGAAGUUCUGUGUGCUUGGUCGUGUUGCUCACGGCUUGGCCUGUUUGCCGAGGGUUGCACCGUUGGCAUUCACAGGCCCUCCUGA